AUGUCAGUGUGUUCAGCAGAAGAAUGUCCGAUUUAUGGACCAUUCUUUGGAGGAUUGGGUGCAGCAUCUGCAGUGAUUCUCAGCUCACUGGGAGCUGCUUAUGGGACAGCUAAAUCAGGAACAGGAAUCGCUGCAAUGUCAGUGAUGAGACCGGAAUUGAUUAUGAAGUCGAUCCUUCCAGUUGUUAUGGCUGGAGUGCUGGCAAUCUACGGACUAGUUAUUGCAAUUUUAAUAACCCAGGACAUUAAGAAACCUUCUGCUGGCUAUUCACUUUACCAGGCAUUUAUGCACUUAUCUGGUGGAUUAGCUGUUGGAUUUUGUGGAUUAGCGGCUGGAUUCGCUAUCGGUAUUGUUGGAGAUGCCGGUGUCAGAGGUGUCGCUCAACAACCUCGCCUGUUCGUCGGCAUGAUUCUAAUUCUAAUUUUCGCUGAAGUUCUUGGUCUCUAUGGAUUGAUUGUUGGUCUUUUCUUAGCAACAAAAACAUAA
Cotesia congregata is the source of this 486-nucleotide messenger RNA. The record is from the annotation of a GenBank genome assembly. Lineage: Eukaryota; Metazoa; Arthropoda; Insecta; Hymenoptera; Braconidae.